This is a messenger RNA of Platichthys flesus (European flounder), 986 nucleotides long. Its product is annotated as transcriptional regulator Myc-2-like. Gene Ontology annotation, biological process: regulation of transcription by RNA polymerase II; positive regulation of cell population proliferation. NCBI's taxonomy places the organism in Eukaryota, Metazoa, Chordata, Actinopteri, Pleuronectiformes, Pleuronectidae. The record is from RefSeq and is a predicted model, not a curated record. Gene Ontology annotation, molecular function: protein dimerization activity; DNA-binding transcription factor activity, RNA polymerase II-specific; RNA polymerase II cis-regulatory region sequence-specific DNA binding. The transcript is spliced from 2 exons. Bases 1 to 915 code for a protein of 304 amino acids.
AUGCCGCUGGAUUCAAGUUUAGCGAGUAAAAACUAUGACCUGGACUACGACUCCCUGCAGCCGUAUUUCUACUCUGACAAUGAGGAUGACGCGGUGAACCAGAGCAUCGUCUGCGUCGCUGACUCCAUCAUCAUCCAGGACUGCAUGUGGAGCGGCUUCUCCUUGGUUUUCCCGUGUCCGAAGCAGGGCGCAGGGACGCCGCCGAGCAAGGACCUGGAUCCGGACACGCCGCCCAACAGCAGCAGCUGUAGUGAAUCAGAGGAUGAAAAUGGAGACGAGGAUCAUGAUGAGGAGGAAGAGGCGGACCAGGAGGAAGAGGAGGGGAUUGACGUGGUCCCAGUGGAGAAGAGGCAGGCGGUGAAACGGUGCUACCCAAGUCCGCUGGAGACAAGGCCCCCCAGCCCGCUCGUGCUGAAGAGGUUUGACGUCUCCACCCACAAGCAUGAUUACACUGCCCAUCCAUCCAUGAGGCAGAAGCAGCCGGCUGUCAGGAGGCUGAAGCUGGAGAGCAGCAGCAGCAGCAGCAGCAGCAGCAGCAGCAGCAGUGGUGGAGGAGGAGGUGGAGGCAGCGGCGGCCACAGCAGGGUCCUCAAACAGACCAGCAGCAUCCGCAAGUGUCUGAGCCCCCGGACGUCAGACACCGAGGACAAUGACAAGAGAAGGAUUGGAGGAGCCUUUCGGGAGCGCCAGAGGAGGCUGAAGCUCAAGUUGAGCCUUGUCGCGCUGCGCGACGAGAUCCCCGAGGUGGCCAACAACAAGAAGGCGGCGAAGGCGGUGAUCCUGAAGAAGGCGACAGAGUGUAUCUACAGCAUGCAGUCAGACGAGCAGAGACUCCUCACACACAAAGAGCAGCUGCGGAGGAGAAGUGAACUUUUAAAGCAGAGACUGGCACAGAUGCAGGGCUGCCAUGCUUGAAGUCUGAAUCAAGACUUUUUGGCCUUUUGUUUUAUAGGCAAGUUCAAGACUUGGGGGGUGUACAGUUCUUG